UGGUAUCGGUCCUGUAAUUUGUUAAACCUGUUGCCGCGAUAUUUUGUUUAUCGACUCGAACUGAUCAGAGCUAAGUCUGAAAAAAUGGCAGAAAAUGUUGUGGUCGGUGCCGUGUUUGAGAAUUUUGUAGCAAGCCAAGAUCCACAGGUGAUACAGCAAAUUACCGGACAAAAGGCUGAGUCGAGUCCCUCUCUGGACAGCAUCGUAAAAGAAUUACAUGGAAUAUCAAAAAGUUUUGCCGAGUCUCCAGAACGUAGAAAAGUCAGAGCUUUAGCAGAACAGUGCGCCAAUCGCUCCUGGAGUAUCAGUGACUUCAAGACGGUGGUGACGGCAGUGAUGAAGGGGGCGAGCUACGUCUGGGAGGCCAUUGUUACAGCCUUCUACUUCUGCUGGGACGUGCUCUCGAUCAUCGCCAACGGCGUCUGGACCGCCAUCAAAGAGGUGUUUGGUUUCUGCAAGAGCGCUCUGACUGCUGUCAUCACGCCUGUAAUAUCGACAGUCGGCGGCUGGCUGAAUGCCCUGUCUGAAGUGGGUGGUGCUGUUGCCAGAUUCCUACACCUUUGGUAGCUGUCCCAUCACCUGGACCAUCCGUCGAAGUACAGCCACGGAGCAGUAUUUACCACUUGUAGCGUUCCUGGAUUAUUGCUAUUGCUUAUUUGUUUCAAUAAUUUAUGAUUAUUUUUCUCUGAAUAUGUUUAUAACACAUUUCAAAAAGCUAGAAGAUAAAAUAAAUUGUUGCAGUCAUAUUUCUUUCCAAAAAGUAGAUUCUAGAUUGAUGUAGAAGGUAACUAUCUAACUUGUGACACGUAUCGAACAUGUGAUGUUGCGGCUGAUAGUCUAUUAUUUUAAACUAGCGUACCCGUCCCGCGUUGCUGUGGUCUAGUCCUACACACAAGGAUGACAAAUAAUUUUUAAAAUGUUUCAUCGACACGUUACCAAUCAUGUAUUUUUAGACUCGUGACCUAGUUUUCUUAAACUGAGUUAGUUAAAUAUAAAAAGUUCUGAGCUGUAUUUCAUAGAUCAUUCUUGUUGAGGAGCAGAUUUGUCCACCAGAGUUUAUUUCUGACAUAUUUUUAGGAAGGGGUGGGGGGGGGGGCGAGCACUUCUAUCGCACAGAAAUGUAAGUGUGCCACACCCACCCAGAAAGAUGCAACUACCCGCCAUAAAAAAGUCUGAUAGAAACUCUGUUGUCCACAUCACCGCCCAGACGCCCCGUGGGGUGCUGUAUGAAUCACCCUCCAUAAUCCUGUGAUAAAACACUAGUCGGCGACUGUCCAGGGGUCAAGGGCGUCUCGGAGCGCUCUUGAGAGCAACCGGGUAUAUUACCCCUGGGGCGGCGGUUGCGAGGCUUAGUUUGGUUUAGUCAUCGAGUGUAGUAGCCAGACUUUGUCCCUAUUGUGUAGUGCACUUUAAAAUUAAUCGAAAAAAUAACAUUAUUUUAUAUUUAAAAAAUUUCUGUUCGGAAAAUAUACUUACUUCCCUUCAAAAAUACUAUUUGAAAAUAUAUAUGGAUCACAGCUGAAAGGAAAUACACACGUUGACACGUUGCUUAUUUUCUCCAGUGCUUCUUCCAGAC
Molecule: messenger RNA, 1576 nt
Organism: Physella acuta
Lineage: Eukaryota; Metazoa; Mollusca; Gastropoda; Physidae
Biological process (GO): regulation of apoptotic process
Source: RefSeq, a predicted model, not a curated record